Molecule: messenger RNA, 1412 nt
Organism: Dermacentor silvarum
Lineage: Eukaryota; Metazoa; Arthropoda; Arachnida; Ixodida; Ixodidae
Exons: 5
Coding region: 1-1305 (434 amino acids)
Source: RefSeq, a predicted model, not a curated record
AUGCGCUCGAUGGACGAGGACCAGGUGAUGUCUCUGCACGAACUGCUCAAGCGGAAGUUGGAGCGGACCCGCGGCCUUGUCAGCCUGGGCAUGGAUCCGUUCCAGGCGGGGUCCAUGGGAUUUCUAAUACAGGAGCCGGGCGCCUACGUCAACGUCUCGCUCACCAAGGUCACCGUGACGGGACUAUCGAACUUCACCAUCCGCGACGUGGCUACCAAUAACGCCGCCAUGCGCGCCAGCGUGCUGAUGAUCAUGCCCCGAUUGGAGAUACGAUGCGCCUAUCGCGUCAAGGGCUACAUCAGCGGCGAAGGCGAGAAGGAGUCUCGCGUGAUCGACGAGAGCGGCCAGUUUGAGGCGGUGCUGGGUCGCGCCGCCAUGUCCUGGUUCGCCCGGGUUCUGCACGUCGACAAGGACGACCUGCUGGUGGCCCAGACGGGCCUGAGGACGCACGUGGACGAGGUGACCAAGCGGUUCCUGCAGACGGCCAAGGCCAGGACCCAGUCCGGGGACCAGGACGUCAUGGAGGUGGUCGGCGACAGCAUCGUGGACCACGUGCGCCAGAUGGUCGAGGACAAGCUCAACAGGAUCAUCACCAAGGCGGUGUCCACGAAGCCCGCCGAGGUGCAGGACCUGCUCGAGUCGAUGGUCGUGCCGACGCCGCACUCGGAGGUGCCGCGCACCUUCUCGCCCCACGGGCACCGCAUCAGCAAGCGCCAGGUUCCCUGCAACAAUGGCACCGAGCUGGACGACUACGUCGACUACCUGUUUCGAUUCGCCACGCGUCUCAUCCGCGCCAUGGAGCCCAUUCAGGGACCCAACUUCACCAUCUACAUCGAGGAGCAUCUUCAGGUCUUCCUGUACGACGUCCAGGCGCGAAACGUGCACACACUGUCUCGCCGCAAGCCUGCCUACGUCAUCUGCAAGAACGGUGACGUCACCGUGGGCCUGGUCAUCCACCUGGACAGCAUCUUUGCGACGGCCAAGUACCGCGUGCUCACCGACCACCGGCACCUGCUGUACAACGGCGACGCCGACAUCAAGCUCACGGGCACCGUCGUGUGGAUCCAGAUCUCGCAGCUCGCCAACGGCAACAACCGGCUCGACGUGGUUCGAAUAUGGAGGAUGGGCAGGGCCCAGGUGCUGCUCAAAGGACUCGGCAACCUCACGUCGGCCAUAUCCAUGUUACUCACGAGCAUACUGAACCACGACCCGUGGAACGUGAUACCUGUGGCCGAAGCGCAGGCCAUAACGUUCGGCAGGGAGAUGCUGGCGAACAUUACCGUGCCCAUAUUCUCGCUCGUCUGAGGGUGCCACCGUCUGUUUCUCGAUCGCCUCGACUUCCGGACGCCGGCCGGGUGGCCCGUUCGCAUCGAUGUAUAUGGACGUAACCCUCGUCGAAACACUUCCGUUAA